CCUGACCUUCCAAGCGCUCACCUCGGCAUACAGAGUCUGUCAUGGCUCCUGUUAUUAUCGGCGAUGCUCCCUUACGCGUUCACACUCGUAGAAAAUGGAUCAACACUAUUUGUUUUGCUUCUCUCGCCCCAGAACAAAGGGGGUUUGUUGAUGUGUCCGGGUUGUACUGAACCAGACACAUUACUUUCUAGCUGAGCACACAGCCUGAUCCACUUCUGGACAGCUGAGCCUCCCGCCAAAGAAACGCAAAAGACGAGGACGUAGGGCGAUGUCAACAUCAAGGAGGAAGUUUCUACUGAGAAUAGUGCUGUUCUCUGGUUUGGCGAGACCUGUGGAACCUGGAAACAGGCAUAACCUUGAUGUGUUGAGAAUCCUAAUAUUUGUUCUUGUACAUGUAGAAAUGGAAGUGAUGGCAUUGGCUGGCAUCCAGGAUCCCAAACACCUCGCCCUUUGGAAGUGUCACUUGCCCUUUGGAGAUGUUCAUGGUGCAGAGCUCAAGUCCGGGGAAGCAGCAUAUACCUGGGGAAACUCUUCUUCCACCACCCAGUACCUAUUAGUCCAAAGCUACUUGAGCCCUGGGAACGGCAAUGCCGAGUGGGACGGCAGGGCUACUUUCCCAUACUGGAUAUACUGUAGAUAUCCAACUACAAUUUUCUUACAUCCAGUCACUGAUGGACUGUCUAACCUAUUUAUAGAGACACUGAUAUCAUCCAGCCAGCAAGCAGAAUUCUCUGAAGGUCCUUCAGACAUGGCAUCGUCGCCUCCCUUGCCUCCUUACAAUGCUGUCAUCUGCUCCUUGGAAGGAAUGAACACAUCUCGGCACCCCCCGCUCAGAAAUAACACCACAGCUUCUUGAUUCCACCUACUUCCCACACAAGGGAAAGCUGUGCACAACCGGGGGAAGGAAGUCCCAGGCUCCACACAGGGGAUUUCCGUAGGGUCUUCUAUAACUGAAGGCCACUGGUAACUAGCCUGUAGCCAGUAUGGUGAUUGAAAAGUAGAUGGAGGUGCGCUUCUAGAUCGGUUCUCAGACCCAUGGGUUAAAGCCUCCUGCCUCGCCUGUGACGCAUGGUGCGUCCAGUGAGGCUCCCAGGUUCAGAGCACGCUCCCUCCUGAGCGAGGAGGGGUGUGCUGACACUAGAUGGCAGGAAAGGGUCAGUUUGCCUGUCUCCACCCACCGCCAGGGCUCCGGUCUCCUUUAGUUAAAGGCAAGCUCCUGGACCGAAGCCACAGGGAGAGGAUGAGUGGUGAGUUGGUGUUGGAUCGAUAUACACACGUUACUUAAUAUGCAAUUGUCAAUUACUAUUAUACUAGUGCUUUUCUACCAAAUCAACCUCCCUCACUGGAAUAGCAUCCCUAAUUGAACACCUUGGUGGGAGCUGACUCAGCUUCCCAUCCAUAAGACGGAGAAUGGUGCCUCCCUAAUGGAGCUGUGAAAAAUAAUGAAAUAUAUAUAUAAUGUCCAAUGUGCAGUAUAUACUCAUAAAAUGUGGCUUUUAACUACGACUUUUAUAUUUCUGCUGAGAGUAUCACCUUUCUGCGGUAACCCCAGGGGCCUCGUGUUAAUCUUUGUCGUAGACCGUUACCUCCCUUCAUAUUCGAACACCAAAUUCUAUUCAGUUUUUCUCUAAAGUGUUCACUUCCACUAUCAAUAUAGGACAUGCACGCAUUUUUUUUCAUGCCCAGACCAUUGUUACUGCCUGCCCACAGGAUGAAUUAAGCGAAGCAUUCGUUUGAGAAACAUUUAUUGAGCAUCUAAUAUGUGUACUGUUUAAUGCCUUGGGACAAACAACUCCUGCUCUCCUGGUACUUAUGUUCUUGUGGGUGGAGGUAGCUAAUGUGCAAAUAAACAAAGGAAUAAUCAAGAAAAAAAAAGUCACUGGUGGUAAGUGAGAAACAAACACCAAAGCGGACAGUGAUGGGAGUGUGAGUAGUGGGGGCCGAGAGGAAAUGGAGACAACAUAGAUGAUAGAUGGCUAGGGAAGAUCUAUUUCGGGAGAAGCUACUGGAGCAGAAGUCUGAAUGACAAACAUGUCUGUCAGGGGUAGCGAGUGAAAGGGUCUUCGUGUGAGGGUGAGACAGGCCAGGUGGAAGGACGGAGGGCAGGGCCCGUGUGGUUGUUGCAUGAGCGGGAGGGGCACAGUGACACAAGAGGAAAUCGAAGAGGAGGGUGGGACCCUAUCUUGUAGGACAAUCAGAUGGUGGAGAGCAUAGGAAGGACCCUGGGUCUCAUCAGAAGCAUCACAUUAGCUGCUGGAGGUCUCAGAGAGGUCAAGAACAUGAUGUGACUAAUGUUUUAUAAAGCUCACUCUCCCCGCCCAGUGGGGAAUGGACCGGGGGCCUGGCAGGAAGGGAAGCAGAGUAGCCUGGAGAGAGGCUGGUGACUGGUACCACUGAGACAGAGCAAAAAGGAAAAUACAGGAUAUGGUUUUAAGAAAAUUCCACACUCAUUUUCCCGAGGUCAUUUCUCAACUCUCAAAACUUUGUUGCCAGCUCAUUGUACUU
Messenger RNA from Lutra lutra (Eurasian river otter), 2505 nucleotides. RefSeq lists its product as uncharacterized. Bases 269 to 856 code for a protein of 195 amino acids. The record is from RefSeq and is a predicted model, not a curated record. NCBI's taxonomy places the organism in Eukaryota, Metazoa, Chordata, Mammalia, Carnivora, Mustelidae. The transcript has 4 exons.